This is a messenger RNA of Gongylonema pulchrum, 651 nucleotides long. The record is from the annotation of a GenBank genome assembly. NCBI's taxonomy places the organism in Eukaryota, Metazoa, Nematoda, Chromadorea, Rhabditida, Gongylonematidae.
CUAAUUCAAGAGAAGGAUUUUGGAGAAAUGAUAAAUCCGGCGAAAUUGCUGGAUACCGGUGGAAAUGCACAGGAAGGGGCGCUGCAGGAAACUUCGUUGCCGCGUAAGAUUGACACUUUCAUGCAGGGUUCGGAGAAUCAGGAAAGUCCUGGCGCUGGUUCAGCGCAUUCAUCAAUCUCACCACCAAUAUCGCUCAUGCAUGACUUUCAGCAAAGCUCAACUACAGUACCUGUUACACUGUCGCAGCUAUGCACCCCUGCCGCAGCUACAGCUUCAGCGGCGGCAGCGGCGGCGACACCGCUUGGCAGUCAUCAGAUUCUGGUGGAUCCGAACACGGGACAGCACUUUUUGGUGUCCUCGGCGCCACCACCACCACAGCCACAAAUCAUUUAUCAGCCAGUUUACUAUUCCGCAACACCAGCACAGCCUGUUUACUAUCAUGCGUUUGCCUCGGGAGCUCACGGAGCUUAUGUUGUAGCAGCCACACCGAUAUCGAGUGCCCAGAGUGGGGCCUCUCAUGUGGCGCCGCAACACAUGUCGCUGGGACAGCGCUUCUCAUCUACACCGCCACCAGCACCUGCGACCGCCCAAAGCAGUAUCGGUGGUGGCUUUGCACGUAGCCUUGCCGAUUUUGAUGAAACAAGUUUGUAA